AGGACGAUUCGACAAUCCACAAACCGAUUGGGUUAUUCAUUAAGGUUUAAACAAUUUUUUACUGUAUAUUUGAUUGAAUUUUAGGCCUAUAGGUAAUGUUGAGAAAAAUAUCAUGGCUAAACAAAUAACAUAACACUAAAAUAGUUGUCAAGCACAAUAGUAAUUACGAACGGCAUUUGUAAGCUCCAAUUGUAUAAAAACUUUGCUACUCAUCGCUUUUAUUUCUUUUCCGCUUGGUCGCUGUCUCCUGCUGUUUUUUUCGUACCUACAUACGCGUAUGUUACCUCAAGUUUUGCCUUUUGGCGUUACCCCCACUCUGACGCUCUCGUCGCGCAUUUACACCCUCCUGCCCCGCACCUGUGACUCCACGCCCUUCAGCAAUCCCACUCAAACACUACAUAUGUGAGUUUGCAACUAGUCGGGAUUCCCAUCGGCAUCGGGUAUUUUCCCCGCUCCGCGCAUUCCCAACGAUCUACCACGCUCUCACUUACUCUCUCUUUCUCUCUUUCUCCCUCGCGUCCUCGUCCGGACUUGCCAUCUUUCUUCAAUAUCUGUCACUGUCUUUGUCGCAACGACGACCUCGGUAGGCAAGAGUGACAAGGACGAGGCAAUGAAAGCUUGAUCUCUCAGCUGCGUCGCACUCCUCAUUGGCGUAAAUCGCCCACACGGGGGCACGACGCUACGCCUUUUACCCAUUCGCAUUCCUGUUUACGUCGCAGUGGCAUUAAAGCCAGUGACUGCUCAUCCCAUAUACGACAUUGCUAAUCUGUGCACGACGUCUCCUCUCGUUAUGUCCGAGCACAAUCCAGAAAUGAGAGCUACAGCGGCACGAAUUUGCCGUGAUUAUUUGCACGGAGUAUGGAAACAUGUUACGCCAGAGAAUAUUGUACUAAAAAGAAUAAGCGGUGGCCUGAGCAAUUGGUUGUACAACGUGCAAUUACCGGAAGGAGCAAUACCAAUACGUGGCGAGCCAAGGCAGGUUCUACUGCGACUCUAUGGUCAAGUUCAUGGCGAACGAGCACUUGAGGGCUUAAUCACCGAAUCCGUCAUCUUCACCCUUCUUUCAGAAAGGCGACUGGGUCCAAAACUUCAUGGAAUAUUUCCCGGUGGAAGGAUCGAGGAGUACAUACCCGCUCGUCCUCUCCUUACGAAAGAAUUGGCCGAUCCAUGCCUAAGUUCUCUCAUAGCUGAGAAAAUGGCACAAAUACAUAAAAUGCAGGUACCGAUCAGUAAAGAACCUACCUGGCUGUGGGACACUAUGGAUAAGUGGUUGGGCACGGCCAAUGAUAUUUUGGAAAAUGUGGAAGAUAUCGAUAGUAGGCAUCUUGAUAACGUUGCCUUUAUCAAAACCGUAGAUCUUGAACAUGAAAUUUCCUGGUUUAAAUCUCUAGUCAAACAACAUAAGCAUCCGGUUGUCUUCUGUCAUAAUGAUAUGCAGGAGGGCAAUAUACUGUUGCGUCAAAAUUCACAAAAGCAAGAACUGGUAGUGAUUGAUUUUGAAUACUGUUCGUAUAAUUAUCAAGGAUUCGAUGUUGCGAACCAUUUCCUUGAGUGGCAAUACGAUUAUACGGCAGCAAACUAUCCCUUCUUCACCGAGCGAUCGGGUUCAGGGCCGACCAAAGAGCAAAAGCUCAACUUCAUCAGAUGUUAUUUGAGGACUGUUGGAAAGGAGAGCCAGGCUGAGGAGGAACGUAUGAUGUUAGAAAUCAGGCUAUUUUCUCUUGCUAGUGACUUAUUCUGGGGAUUGUGGAGUAUUGUUAACGCAAAACUUUCGCAAAUUCCAUUUGGAUAUUGGGAUUAUGCUGUAACAAGAUUAAGGCACUAUCAGUACCUAAAAGAAAAGAUUCUGGUGUCGGGACCACUAUUUCCUGAGAGCGGCAUAAAGAGAAAAGUUACGCAGUUGGAUUGAGGAGGAUUUGUACAUGCGGAACACGUAAGUGCGAUCCUUUCUGAAUCCACAAAUAAAAAUCAAGUCAGUUGGACAUCUUGUCCCUGCUUUCGACGAAGACUCUGAAUCAGUUGUAGAUCAAAACAGAAAACCAACCUACAAAUGUAUUUUUCUUGGACCUCGUCGAGAAGAAGGCCACGUGGUAAUUGUGUAAUAUACUGAGAGUUGGGAAAAGUCCGGUUCGAAUUAUGAAUUCAUCGACUGUCACAACGUCGGUAUUAUCCUCAGAGUUCGUCAUAUUGUCAAACUCUAGCAGGAAAUCUAAAGAUUACUUAACCAGUAACGAUAUGACGAUAAGAAUGCAACAAGAUCUAUGUGAUAUAAGAUAUAAGUUGCCGGAGAUAGGCACGCGAUAAUGCUGCACAAAUUAGUGCUAUAACUAUCAACAGAAGUAUCAAAGUCAAUAUUUAAAAAUAAAAUAAAGUAUGUGAAUUCAUAGUCUCCAUGUAUUAAUAGUAUUCAGAGUUAAUACAGGUGUAUAGAAAUUGGAGAAGCGCGUGCGGAUAACUGAUGAAAUUUAUUAAACUAAUUUCUUUCUAGUAUUAUUUACAAAGCGAAUUCCGUGUUACAUAGAAAAGUCUCUGUAAGCAAAAAUACUAGAUAAGUCUGAUAGAAGCACGAGGAACUAUCAAAGGCCAUAAAUAUCUAAAUUAAAUUACAAUUAUAUGUU
Ceratosolen solmsi marchali is the source of this 2618-nucleotide messenger RNA. RefSeq names its product choline/ethanolamine kinase. Gene Ontology annotation, molecular function: choline kinase activity; ethanolamine kinase activity. The transcript is spliced from 6 exons. Bases 791 to 1909 code for a protein of 372 amino acids. Gene Ontology annotation, cellular component: cytoplasm. The record is from RefSeq and is a predicted model, not a curated record. NCBI's taxonomy places the organism in Eukaryota, Metazoa, Arthropoda, Insecta, Hymenoptera, Agaonidae. Gene Ontology annotation, biological process: CDP-choline pathway; phosphatidylethanolamine biosynthetic process.